Triplophysa rosa is the source of this 1099-nucleotide messenger RNA. RefSeq names its product chemokine (C-C motif) ligand 44 (gene ccl44). Gene Ontology annotation, molecular function: CCR chemokine receptor binding; chemokine activity. The transcript has 5 exons. Gene Ontology annotation, cellular component: extracellular region. Gene Ontology annotation, biological process: monocyte chemotaxis; positive regulation of ERK1 and ERK2 cascade; G protein-coupled receptor signaling pathway. NCBI's taxonomy places the organism in Eukaryota, Metazoa, Chordata, Actinopteri, Cypriniformes, Nemacheilidae. The record is from RefSeq and is a predicted model, not a curated record. Bases 139 to 507 code for a protein of 122 amino acids.
CGAGGGAGACUGUGGGUGUGUUGGUGCGUGAGAGGAAAAGAGCGAGAAAGCGUAGGGGAGGGAGAGAGGAGAGAAAUAAAAACAGCACAAGAAGGACAGCAGGCAGAGCGGAGGAUUAAAUCCUUCUCCGGCUCCACCAUGUUCCUGCAGACCGUCUCCAUCCUCUUGAUCUCUGCCGUGCUCUUCGGCUGCCUGGAAGGGAAUGGUGUCCAAAUGCAGAGGGACGUUCAGUGUUGUAUGCAGUACUCUCACGGCAAGGUCCGGACCAAAGAUGUGCUGAGGUUUGAGGUGCAGACUGAGGGGCCAGACUGCAGCAUAAAAGCCAUCAUAUUGUACACCAAAAAGGCAGUGAAGUGUGCCGAUCCAAGAGAUAGGAAGGUGAAGAGGUUACUACGGAAACUGUUCCAGAGGCAGGGAGCCAAAGCCCGCAGGACCAUGUGGCUGAAUCUCCCUGUGAUGUCAGAGGUCGCCAUCGUUGAUUCUCAAAAGAUGAACAAGACCAAGUGAAGAGUGAGGAUGAAAAGGUGGUCCAUGAAACUCCAGCCUUCUCUUGUGUGUCACUGUUUUCUUAUACGUGUAAGAAAAUCUACGUAGACUCAUAACGUUCACUACCAAUGUUAUUCAGAUAUAUUGUGAUAUAGACGUCCUCUCAAAUGACUGUUAAUCUAUAUGCCAAAGUAUUCUAAUCUGAGACUGGUUACAAUAAGGUUGUUCAUAAUCUCUGCAGCUAUGUAUAGUCUCUAUUUAUACUCUCUUCUGUAGAGUCCAGUAAACUGAUGUGACUGUUCUCCACCAAUUUAUAGUGCAAUUACAGACUCUUGUGUAUGUUAAAACACAACUGAUUUUUAUAUAUAAAAAUACAUUUAAAACACUUAAAACUGUGUUGUUUUUAUUGAAAGAGACUGGGUCUAUUGGGUAUAUCCUUUUUUAAUAAGAAGAUAUUUGUACAUGGGACAAAAUACCACUAAAUAUUUGUAAAAAUUGUAUUUUAUUAUUUUUUAUGUAUAUAUUUUAUGUAUUUAUCUAAGGUUUUUUGUUGAACUGUGCCAGUAAGUGAACUUUUGUGAACUGUUGUGAUUUUAUUAUUUAGGCCUUUGGU